UUCUAUAUAAAAACAAAUUGAACGGUAAUCCUCUGAAGAUGAGCAUCUUCAUUGAACACAACUGACUAAGACUAUCCAGACUUCGAAUUUCUAAUUCAUCUCACUUUCUCCUUCCACUCAACCCAUUUGCCAUGGCUUCCCAAUUACUUCAUCAUCAACUUCAUUUUGUUCUCAUACCUCUGAUGUCUCCUGGCCACCUCAUUCCCAUGAUUGACAUGGCUAAGCUUCUAGCACAACAUGGCAUCAUCGUUACAAUUGUCACCACUCCCUUAAACGCCGUUCGUUUCCACUCCACCAUCCAACGUGCUGUUGAAUCUGGCCUCUCCAUCCACCUUCUGCAACUUCAGUUUCCCUCGGCUGACGCUGGUUUGCCUCCAGGAUGUGAAAAUAUGGACAAGCUUCCUUCACGUAAUUUGAUCAAAAACUUUUUCCAUGCCAUUAGCUUGCUGCAAAAACCCUUCGAGGAGUUGUUUCACAACUUGCAGCCCCGUCCCAGCUGCAUAAUAUCCGGUAAGAAUCUUCCGUGGACAGUUGAUACUGCUCGCAAGUUUAAGAUUCCAAGGAUAUUUUUCGAUGGAAUGGGCUGCUUUUCCUCAACCUGCACACACAAAUUGGAGGUUUCUAAAGUACAUUCAACUGUCUCCAAGUUUGAGUCCUUUGUGAUUCCUGACUUGCCUCAUCGUAUUGAAUUAACCAAAGUGCAGUUACCUGAAAUUCUGAAUCCGGGUUCUGAAGAUUUGACAGAAGUUCGUGACAAAAUCAGAGCGGCUGAUAAUACUGCAGAUGGGAUUGUGAUUAACACAUUUCAAGAGCUGGAAACAGAAUACGUUAAAGAAUAUAAAAAGUUCAAAGGUGAUAGAGUUUGGUGUAUUGGUCCUGUUUCAGCUUGCAACAAAUUGAAUUUAGACAAGGCUGAGAGAGGUGAAAAGGCCUCCAUGAAUGAGAAAAAAUGUUUGCAGUGGCUUGACUCGUGUGAAUGUGGCUCAGUUAUUUACGCAUGCCUUGGCAGCAUAUGUGGCCUUACCAGUUGGCAACUUAUGGAACUUGGGUUAGGCUUAGAAGCAUCAAAUCAUCCAUUCAUUUGGGUGAUAAGAGGAGGUGAAAAAUCUGAAGAACUAGAAAGGUGGAUCCUACAAGAUGGAUUUGAAGAGAGGACAAAACAGAGAGGACUUUUAAUUCGAGGUUGGGCCCCUCAAGUAUUGAUCCUAUCUCAUCCAGCAAUUGGAGGUUUCUUAACACACUGCGGUUGGAAUUCAACGCUUGAAGGAGUGUGUGCAGGCCUGCCAUUAGUGACUUGCCCAUUGUUUGCGGAGCAAUUUUAUAAUGAGAAGUUAGCUGAGAAGGUUUUGGGGAUCGGUGUAAGUGCUGGAGUUGAGGUUGCUGUGACAUGGGGACUUGAAGACAAAAGUGGGAUAGUGAUGAAAAGGGAGAAAGUAAAAGAAGCCAUAGAAAAGGUAAUGGAUAAAGGUGAAGAAGGAGAAGAGAGAAGAAAUAGAGCAAAAGAGCUUGGGGAGGUGGCAAGAAAGGCUAUUGCAAAUGGUGGAUCUUCUUACCUCAACAUGGAAAUGUUAAUCAAAUUUGUAUUACAACAAAUUAGCCACGGCCCAUCAAUGUAAUUCCAAUGAUAAAUGAUUGAACUACUUUGCUUAAUAAUAUUUUUAAGCAUUU
Mangifera indica (mango) is the source of this 1668-nucleotide messenger RNA. RefSeq names its product UDP-glycosyltransferase 73C3-like. The coding region runs from base 132 to 1616 and encodes 494 amino acids. The transcript has a single exon. Lineage: Eukaryota; Viridiplantae; Streptophyta; Magnoliopsida; Sapindales; Anacardiaceae. The record is from RefSeq and is a predicted model, not a curated record. Gene Ontology annotation, molecular function: UDP-glycosyltransferase activity.